Lasiosphaeria miniovina is the source of this 3149-nucleotide messenger RNA. RefSeq lists its product as uncharacterized. The transcript has a single exon. NCBI's taxonomy places the organism in Eukaryota, Fungi, Ascomycota, Sordariomycetes, Sordariales, Lasiosphaeriaceae. Bases 341 to 3034 code for a protein of 897 amino acids. Gene Ontology annotation, cellular component: cytoplasm. Gene Ontology annotation, molecular function: protein serine/threonine kinase activity; ATP binding. The record is from RefSeq and is a predicted model, not a curated record. Gene Ontology annotation, biological process: protein phosphorylation.
CAGAGGCUCGAGCGCGACGCGCCAUUGACCGCCAUCGACGCCGUCUUGACGUGCAGAAACGCAUUCAUCGGCGUUCCGACGAAACAAGUGACCAUCGACACCACAAACGGCCUGGGUUGUGCUGCUGUUUACACAUCCCAGCCUGUGCAUUGCUAGAGCUCCCAAUCAGCUAGCCGCUUGCAGCCAUUAGCAGCAGCCUGAGCCUGCGCUGCGUGGGUCACGCCGUCACGUUCCAUCGCCACCGUGAAAUUAAUUGCCUGCGGGCUUCACAUCGCCGGCCACCAUCGCAACUUGAGGGCCAAUUCCAGUCCCUUGGACCCCCGAUGCAAGGGUCGGUACGAUGCGCAAUCUUCAGCUGGCCGAUUUCGACUACUCGGCAACUAAGCUAAAGGCCAUCGAAGAUGCGCGCAAGGCCCAGCUGUCCAUUGUGAGGCAGUGCGCCGAGGCCGGCAAGGAGCCGCCGCCAUAUCUGCUAGCCGAGCUCAUCGGCAAGGGCAGCUUUGGCCGUGUGUACAAGGCAACCGGCACCCGCACCAGGCCGGGCCAGCUUGUGGCCGUCAAGAUCAUCAGCAUCGAAGAGGGCGACACUCUCAGUCCCGGCGCCGCAGACACCUUCAACGAUAUCCUCAAAGAGGUCAACACGUUGAAGAUGCUGACCACCAGCGGCGCACGCAAUAUCAAUGCCGUCGUCGACACCCUCCUCGUCGACCAGUCUGUCUGGAUCGUCACCGAGUACUGCGGCGGUGGCAGCGUUUCCUCGCUGAUGAGGCCAACCGGCGGUCUCCCCGAGAAGUGGAUCAUCCCGAUUCUCAGAGAAGUUGCCGAAGCCAUUUUCUGGGUUCACCGACAGGGUAUUAUCCACCGCGAUAUCAAGUGCGCAAACGUUCUGGUGACUGAGACCGGAGGUGUCCAGCUCUGCGACUUUGGAGUCGCCGGCAUCAUGGAAACCAAGUUCGACAAGAGAAGCACCGUGACGGGAACACUGCAGUGGAUGGCCCCUGAGCUCUUCGAUUCGAACGUCUCGUACGGCAUGGAGGUUGAUAUUUGGGCAUUUGGCUCCAUGGCUUACGAGGUCGCCUCGGGAUUGCCACCUAACGCAACUACCUCCAUCGACAUUCCCCAGUUCGGUUCUUACUUGAAACAGUACUGCCCACGCUUGGAGGGCGACCAGUAUUCUGCUCAGCUGAAAAGCCUCGUCGCCUUCUGCUUGGUUGAGGAUCCAAGGCAACGUCCUCGGAUCGAGCAAGUUCAGAAACAUCCGUACGUAUUUGACACGUACGACGGAUACCCGACUGCCUCGCUUUCAAAGCUCGUCAGCGCUUACAAGCUUUGGGAGUCGCAAGGUGGGAGCAGGCGAUCGCUCUUCUCGGCUGGUGGCGCCCAGGGGGCACCGGAAGACUUAGCUCAAAACCUGGAAGACGACGAGUGGGAUUUCACCGAGGACGAUGAGGCCGACCAGUUCCGAAUUGAAAACACGCCAGAGGCACAAGCCGUGCUUGACGCCUACGCCAUGAGCUCUAGUGUUCCUGAACAAGACGCCCCGCAGAAGCCAAAUCGUCGCCGCCGCCAACCUCGGGUUAUCAAAGAGUUCAAAGCGCCGCUCGAGAGGGUAUUUGAUCCCAACACCAUCACUAAUUACGGCGAUAGCGCCCGUGUUUUUUACGGCAAGCUGGCCUCGCCGCCGCCAAACGACCUGCCCCUCCGGGACGGAUCCGAUCACUCAACUCUCCGAGAAUCCAUGAUUGACCUGGACGCUUCCCACGGUAACCUCGAGACGCUUAAGCCUGGACUCGGAGCGCAACCUUUCUCUGGCGCUCCAACGGAUGAUACUGAUCGACGCAAGACCCAAGACUGGACAUUUCCCUCUAUGCCAGCCCCGGCUCCUGCCAGCCUCGGCCUGGGACACUAUCAAUCCAGGAGCGCCUCUGCUCUUGGCGGCCACCUCGAGAUCCCCCCCGCCCAAACAUUUCACUCAAGCGAUGACGCCUCAUUCGGCAGCGGUUUCCACCCAGAUAUUUCGAUUACACCCUCACAGUCAAACAAUCGGGAGUCGAGCCUCAGCCUAAUUGACCUUAACGCAAGUCUAGUCAGCAUGGCCGACGACAUACGUCCCGCCACCGCCACCGCCGACCCGUAUCCGUUCUCGCAUAGCUCUCAUCUGAUGGCUCAGCCAAAUCGAGCUUCCAACCUGAGCUUGAUUGAUCUUGACGCUAGCUUGGUGAGCAUGCCGGUAGAUAUUGUCAGACCUUCCACCGCUCAGGGGUUCAGCUUUCCCGGUGAAUCGGGGUUGACUGCACCAUCGAAUCGGGCUUCGAAUAUGAGCCUUAUUGACCUUGACGCCAGCUUUGUGCCCGACCUCGACUGGCAGUCUUCUGCCGCCGGGCCACGCAUACUGUCAACCAGUAGUAGCACCGCUUCAACCUUGGUGCCUUCCUAUGCCAAUCGAGCCUCCAAUAUGAGCUUGAUCGACCUCGACGCAAGCCUGGUUGAUGGGUUCUCGUCAGAUGUAACUCGGCCCUCUACAGCUGGAUCGCAGGCCACCUCUCCAAGCUCGAUGACUGGGUCGAUGUCGUUUGAUCUCGAAUUUGAGGCGCGUUCCCUUCCGCCGACCUCGUACCCGAGAUCAUAUAGGGAGCCGUCCAUGUACAUUACUGACGAGACGGACCUUACGCUGUCGCUGGAGACGCUCGAAGUGCUGCGAAGCGCCACGCCAUCGCCAAGCCCGCCGCGUGACGAUGGGAGGAUGCCGAGCGCCUUACCGCAGCCACGGCGGGACAGGGCCUGGUCGAAGAACUCUUCGCAUUUCUCUGACGACUUCCCGAGCUCAUCGGUGCCGCCUCUCCCGCCUCUCCCGAUGCCGCCUUCGGCAAAUGUGCUGCAGGGAAUCAGUUCCCGAGACCAGCUCAAGAACGAGCUGCAGAGCAUGAUUGCGAAUCUAAACGAACACCUUCAGUACACGGCCGACUAUCUGAGGACCAUGCCUACGGUCCCAGCCUGGAAGCAGCAUCCGGUUCGGGAUGUAUUUACACAUUAAUAAUUUGCCUUGUUAAAUAGCGCGAGAAGCAUCGUAGUCACUUAUAUAAUAAUUAAUAUUCUUGUUGGACUUGUGCUUCGUGCUUCCGCCGGGUAUUGGCUUUUUUUUUCGUGAC